UCCCUCCUUCGUCCUGGCCGUGCCGUCGGUCGAUUCCUUCCAAUUCUCGCUCUCCUCCACGUCUCCCUCUUCUCUCCCCAUCCUGCUGUUCUCCCUCUUCAGUGUGCGACCGUCGACUCACAUUCGUUUGACACGAUUGCUCGGUGGCUCCUUCCCUUGGGGCUACUCUCCGCUCGCCUGGUGCUCCUUCCCGUAAUUUAAUCUGCCUCGCCCUUAUCUGGCCUCCGACGACGCGCCGCGACCUCACACAACGCACGUCCGUACUCGCUCACACACAUUCACACACACCCGCACUCGCCCUCACCGUCCCUCUCGUUCUCUCAGCCGCAGUCGAGCACCUUUCUUUCCCCCUGUCUGCUACCUGUCACCUUCCCACGCCGCCACCAGACUCUUCCACCCCCCCGAGUCGAGAGCCGCUACAUGAUAUCGUGAGACACGUGAAUGGAUACAAUGCGAGGCGCAUUGGCUCGGGUUGCGUCGCUGAACCCACUCAAGCUGCUGCCCAUCAAGACGAACUUCAAGUACGAGCAGCUUCCCGGCUACGAGAGCAAUGCUGGCUCUCCCUACUCCACCUUAUCUCUCAAGAAGUACCGAUGGCGAUCCCCAAGUCCUGGAGGCGAACGCUUCCCUUUCAGCGUGCCGAAAAUGUCUCUCUCGCGCCUCCUCGCCCUGAUCAUGGCCUCGAUCCUGUGCGUCGGCUUGCUCGUCGCCGGCGGCUCCAAGUAUCACGACAAGGCGAAGCAGAAGCCCAAGCCAGCUCCCAAGCAGGCCUACCCGUGGGAGAAGUUCCCUAGGAUGAACGGUUACUACAACGGCAUCUCGACCCUCGUGCCAAAGUCCAAGUUGACGGACGAGCAGUCUCUGAUGUGGGACAACAUCACCGUUGAGGCGCCGCUGCUGGGCAAACCAAACACCCCACCUCCCCUUGACCCCUUUCCGUUCAACCCAUAUUCUGAGUACGAUUCCGACGAGUACCGCAGGACCCACUUUGAGGUCAAGGAAUGCUUCCUAGAUGAGGCUGGAACUGUCAAGGUCCCCGAUGUCUUCGCAUACCCUGGUAUCCCUCAGAACAUGAGCAGGCCUUCAUUCGGCUCAUAUGAACUUCUCGGUCUCAGAGAUGACGUCUGCUGGGACCGCUUCGGCCGCUUCGGUCCUUACGGCUACGGCUACGAUCCCGAAGAGGGCGGCCUUGGCUUGGCCGAGAAGUCGGAGAAGGCCGGUACCGACAAGGUCUUCAAUUCCUUCCAAAAGGUCGACUGGAAACAGGUCGACUGGGGGAUGGCGCAGGAAGCCUGCUACAAGAAGAACAAGCGACGUUUCGAGGACGAGAAGGCGCCAAGGGACAGGAACGACCGUGCUAACUGGAGACCAAAGAAGAAAGUUCCUCGUCAAGCUUACAUCCUUCGAUCCUACACUGGUUACAAGUAUGACGAUCAUCAACUCUUGACCAUCCGGGCCAUGAUCUCUGAACUGAGUCUGAAGACCGGUGGCGAAUACGAUGUUCACCUGCUCGUCCAGGUUCGUGAUGAUAGCAUUCCCAUCUGGACAGAUCGUGAGGUGUACCAAAAGACGCUCGAAGAGAAUGUUCCUGAAGAAUUCUGGAGCAUCACGACCUUGUGGUCCGAAAACCUCAUGAGACUUUACUACCCAGCUCCGUUCCCAGACAACUUCGAGAAUCCGUCCGGUCAGCCAAUCCACGGCGUGUACCGGGGCGCUCAUCUUCCGCUCUUCUGGUUCGCUCAGCAGCAUCCAGAGUACGACUUCUACUGGAAUUGGGAAAUGGAUCUUCGCUUCACCGGUCAUUACUAUGAGUUCAACAAGAAGAUCACCGAAUGGGCUAAGGCGCAGCCACGCAAGGGUCUGUGGGAGAGAAGCGCGCGUUACUACAUUCCAGACUAUCAUGGCUCGUGGGCCGACUUCGCCAAGGCCGUCGAAGAAGAAACCUUCUUGGAUCCGGAUGGUCCAAUCUGGGGACCUGUGAACUUCCCCAACUCCGGCAUGCUUGAUCACCCGAACGGGACCACCCCGCCACACUCGUAUCUCGAAGACAACUACGAGUGGGGAGUGGGAGAAGAGGCCGACUAUCUUUCCUUCAACCCAUUGUUUGACCCCUCGAAGACAAACUGGGUGUUCCGCAAUGACGUUGACGGCUUCAGCAAGGCCCAUCCCAUCCCUCCAAGACGUGUUGCGAUCAUCACCGUUGCCCGUCUGUCGAAACGACUCCUGGAUCUUGCGCAUGCAGAGACCUACAAGAUGCGUCACACAAUGUUCCCAGAGAUGUGGCCACCGACCAUUGCGCUCCACCAUGGCCUGAAAGCUGCUUACAUCCCUCACCCUGUUUACUUCGAUCGCCUGUGGCCGCUGGACUACAUGGACCAAAUCUUCAACCGUCCCAAGAGACCAGAGGACAGUGUCUUCGGCUGGGGCGAGCACAACCAGCUUGGAAGCACUUUUUACUACAAUUCUGGCUUUUCGGGAGCUCUAUGGAGACGCUGGUUCGGCUACAGAGAAAACAAAGAAGGCGGCAGUUGGCACGAACUCACGCAGUCCGGUCGCAUGUGCCUACGAUCGACACUUUUCCACCCUAUCAAGUGGGAACGAGGCCCGACGGAAUGAACGGACCGAGCUCACGAACAACCUAAUAUAUUCUUCCGGACUUUUUUUUCCGAACACGCGAGCUCUACACUUCGUACACACCGAAAAGAAAUCAUCCAUUUUCCUUUCUGUAUAUAAACGGCUAUCGAUCCGACACGACGUAAUGCGGGCGAUCGAUGUUCUUCAGUCCAUCCCUGACAUCGCGCAUUGAACUGCUGCUUUUCGAUUUUUUAUUAGAAAGAGACGUGGCAAAGCGAAUCGUACACGCUUUCCCCCAGAAGAACAGAGUGCCAUCUCUCAAGGUUUCUGUUCACUGACGCGAUUUUUUUACAUAUUUUGGGAGGGGUCCAUUGGGCGGCGUUGAAAGUAUGGAACGGGGAGUGCUUCGCGUUUUAUUUCCGUUCCCACGGUUUGUUUUACGGGAAUAAGGAGAAACCGCCGUGAAUGGUUUCUUCUCUUUUUGACUAUGUUUUCCUUUUAUUCGAUGGUCCCCCUCCUCACAUCUUAAUAACAGCGUUCGACACAUGUUCCACGCAGGAAAAGCCAUUGUAACAUUUUUCUUUUUCAUGUCGUUCCUUUCCACAGGCUAGCGGGGCAGCAUUUUUGCAUUGUAUCACCCAAACUGCGUCAGAUCACGAAGCUCAAGAACAUUCGCUCUACCGGGACUACCACGACAUCAGCUCUGCGAGUUGUAGAAGGAGGGUCCGUAUUUUUGGUUUUAUUCUGAUGGGUGGAUGGUCCGAUGGAGAAGUUCGUAUGCGAGCCGCCGAUUACACUGCACCGUCAAUGCCUGUAUCAAGACACUUGGCUUGUAGCAGAGAAAGACUCGGGUUGGACGGCAUUUGGAAACACCGUGGGAAUUCAAAUGCUGCGUUUUAGCAAGCAAUAUACAGGCUUGCGAUUAAUCACGCGAGAUGGAUGAGGCGCUGGGGACACUGUCUUUCCCAGAGUAACAAGGGUUUAAAGUCGCUUGAGGCAUGUAUAGACAUAUGUAGAUACUUUCCCACAACAAAAAUCUGAAGCUUACUCCAAAGUAAA
Molecule: messenger RNA, 3633 nt
Organism: Verruconis gallopava
Lineage: Eukaryota; Fungi; Ascomycota; Dothideomycetes; Venturiales; Sympoventuriaceae
Exons: 2
Coding region: 442-2616 (724 amino acids)
Source: RefSeq, a predicted model, not a curated record